Peromyscus eremicus (cactus mouse) is the source of this 738-nucleotide messenger RNA. Its product is annotated as keratin-associated protein 10-7-like. Lineage: Eukaryota; Metazoa; Chordata; Mammalia; Rodentia; Cricetidae. The record is from RefSeq and is a predicted model, not a curated record. The coding region runs from base 1 to 738 and encodes 245 amino acids. The transcript is spliced from 2 exons. Gene Ontology annotation, cellular component: keratin filament.
AUGGCCGCCUCCACCAUGUCUGUCUGCUCUGACGCCUGCACCAACUCCUCCUGGCAGGUGGACGACUGCCCAGAGAGCUGCUGUGAGCCUACCUGCUCCCCCUGCACUACUCUUAUCUGCACCCCAGUGAGCUGUGUGUCCAGCCCCUGCUGCCAAUCUGUCUGCUGCACACCCUCAUGCUGCCAGCAGUCUAGCUGCCAGCCCUCAUGCUGUCAAUCUUCCUGCUGUGUGCCUGUCUGCUGCACACCCUCAUGCUGCCAGCAGUCUAGCUGCCAGCCAGCUUGCUGCACCUGCUCCCCCUGCCAGCCGUCCUGCUGUGUGACUCUUUGCUGCAAGCCUGUCUGCUGUGGGGCUUCCUCCUCAUGCUGCCAGCCAUCCUGCUGUCAAUCUUCCUGCUGCAAGCCUGUCUGCUGCAAGCCUGUCUGCUGCACACCCAUCUGCUCUGGAUCUUCCUCAUGCUGCCAGCCCUCAUGCUGUGUGCCUGUCUGCUGCAAGCCUGUCUGCUGCAAGCCUGUCUGCUGCAAGCCUGUCUGCUGCAAGCCCUGCUCCAGCGUGUCCCUGCUCUGCCGCCCUGUGUGCAGACCUGCCUGCUGUGUGCCCACCUCCUCCUGCUGUGCCUCCUCCUGCCAGCCCAGCUGCUGCAAGCCUUGCUCCAGUGUGUCCCUGCUCUGUAGGCCUGCCUGCUCCCGCCAGGCCUGCUGUGGCCUCUCCUCGGGCCAGAAGUCCAGCUGCUGCUGA